AUGGGUGUUCAGGGUCUCUGGCAGCUGCUCCAACCCGUUGCUCGUCCUAUCAAAAUCGAGACGCUCGAGGGUAAGCGUCUCGCGAUCGACUCUUCACUAUGGCUCUACCACUUCCAGAUGGCCAUGCGAGACAGAGAAGGACGCACCCUGUCCAAUGCUCACAUCCUCGGCUUCUUGUGGCGCAUUCUAAAGCUACUUUUUCAUGGUGUUCGUCCGGUCUUCGUAUUCGAUGGCGGCGCUCCCGUCAUGAAACGGAAGACGCUAUCCGGUCGUAAAGCUCGAAAGCAGGGCGCGAAAGAGUCGCACGCACGAACUGCAGAGAAGCUGCUUGCGGCUCAGAUGAGGCAAGCUGCCAUCAAGCAUGUUGCUGACGGUCAAGCUCGAGCUCCUUCCUCCGGUGCGCAGCAAGGCUCUGGCGCCCAAGAUAGCACAGGGCUUGCAGAGAACACAGUCUACUAUGACGAUCUUCAGGCUGGCAAUCCAAGAACUUUACCGUCGCGGGACCUUCAAUCUACACAACCAACCAGCUCGGCCGGACCAAGCCGAGGCGAGGGUAGCUCACCAUCAAAAUCAGCUGGACGCAAGAUCGACUGGCACAAGGAUCCGUAUGCAUUGCCAGCUAUGGAGAAGGAUCUCACUUCAGUCGCUGCCGCCAACGGGAAGAAGGGAAGACGCAAGGACUACCGCUUCGCAACGGAGAACGAGCUUCGAGCCGUCAUGAACACGAUCGCCCCCGAAGAUCUCGACACCACCUCUGAACUCUUCCGUAGCUUGCCGGCUGAGCUCCAAUACGAGUUGGUCGGCGAUCUCCGUAUACAGUCACGGAUGACCUCCUACAAGCGUCUUCAGUCUAUGUUGGCCACUGCUCCUACUCCAAUCGACUUCUCGCGAGCUCAGGUCGCUGGACUCAAGACGCGCAACGAUCUGACACAGAAGGUGCUCACCGUCACCGACGAGAUCGGAAAGGCUAACAUCAAGGUGCCUAUCCGAGUAGCCGGUGAACGAAACAAGGAGUAUGUGCUGGUGCGCAACCCUGGUGCUGAAGGUGGCUUCGUUCUGGGUGUACGUGAUUCCGGUGCUACCCAGGAGAAGGCCAUCGACGUCGAUUACGAGUCAGAAGAGAUCAACAUCACCGAUGACGAGGCUCAACAUACAGAGUCGGAUCCCGAACUGGAGAUGGACGACGUCGAGAUCCCGGUGGAAGCAUCACCUCCACGCUCUACCAGCCGUCCUGCUGAUCCAGAGCUCGACGCCUUAACCAAGGAGGCCGACCCACACACCCGCAAGGAGAAGGCUCUCGAACUACUACAGGCGAGAGCCAACUACCAUGCCAAACAGAAACGUCGCGAGGCAGGUCUGCAAGAUGAUGAUCAAGACGAUCUCGAACCUGCCCGACGUCCAAGACGUAAGCGUGGAGAGCGACCUCUCUUCAUCCGCAACCAGCGCGCUCCCGUUGCCGAGUCCAGCAAGUCACCUCAGCAACAAGCUGAAUGGAUCGAUGUCGAUGCAGACUCGGAGGAGGAGGAUGACUUUCAGGUGGUGCAAGACGUUGACGACGAGCUCGAAGAGGAUGAGGCCGAGGACCUCGCUCGCGCUAUUGCAGAAUCUCAAGCAGCAGCCGGCUCCUCUUCUGGAAGCCGCUUCCCCAAACAGCCCAAACCAUCACAUGGCCUCAAGCUGGCCAAUCGUAGUGGAGAGCCCAUAUCGCUACAUGACGCCAUUUUGCAUCGUUCAUCGCAUACUCCGCUCAGCAACGGAUCUUCCUCUCGCUCGCUCGCUACCACACGGACAGCGGCUACGCUGGAAACAGGAACGACAAAUGCAGAUGUUGAUGAACUUGACGAGGACGAUUUUGAGCAUGUCGAACCCCAAGCUCCCGCUGCCUUGCAAGAGGUUCAGCCAACGUUUGAUCAGCCGGUCAACUCAACCACCCCCAGUCACGAUGAGCCUUCUGCGAAGGAUGCGAAUCGCAUGUCAGAGCUCGCAGCGCUGGUUGGUCGUGGCCGCAAAAUGAAUGGUGAUGGAGUACAAGUAGCCCCGCCUCCCCGCAAGAGCCUGGCUGGAAGCCUUCGCGCUGCGCGUCGGUCAAACUCAUCCAGCAACUUGCACGAGAAGCCCCAGUCCGAGCCCACACCCCCAGCAGAAACAUCACCAGUCAAGACCGAUGGUAACGCGUCGAAUAGGAAGGUGGAAGUUGCUGUGACUCCAAAUCGUCCGAUUGCCAGCCGGAUGGGACCACCGCUAAGAUCUGCUUCGCAGCAGCGGCUCGAGCUUGCAAAGAUUCGACCGAAGUCUGACACGCAAGUGACAACACCACAGGACGACCUGCUUCCGACACCGGAAGAGGUCAACCGUCAGAUUGCGAUCGAUAUCGAUGCGGACGAAGCGAAUGACGACAAUAAUGAUGACGUCAAGGUCGUCGAGCGCGAAGCGGUCACACCCGCUGAGAAGCCCGAGUCGCUGCCCAGCCCACCUGCGGCAAAAUCGUCUCCGGAGCAGAAACAUUCGUCGCCAAAGCAACCUUUCCCACUUCCGCCUGUGAACGGAACCGGCACUGUACUGGAUUCGAAUGACGCUGUGGAGUUUUCAGCAAGCGACGCGGCAGAGCCUCAUGAUCCAGAAGAGAUGGGCAUGGCUGUCUCAUUGUCGAUUCCAGAACAAGCGUCGGCCGGGGCUCAAGGGCCAGGGGUUACAGAACAAAGUGGUACCUCUGAUGCCGUCACACUUGACAACAUCCCCGCCGCUGCCGCCGAGCACAUCCAAGAACCUGAACCGAUGGAGGUCGCAUCGCCGAUCGAAGACAACAUCAAUGCCUCAAGCAGACAGCAGACGCCGAUGGAAUGGUCACCCACGCCAUCACCCGAACCUGAAGUCGUGAUCGGAGCAGAUGGGUUUCCCUUGCCCACCGCAGAAGAGCUCGACGCACUUGACGCCGAGGACGAAGACGAGAUCGCCCGACUCAACGCUGACCAGAACGAGUUCAUUGCCUUCCUCAGCGCUACCAAAGGACGAAGCUUGCUCGACGUGCAGAAAGAAGUCGAGAGUGAGGUCAAUGCUCUCCGUGCCGAGUUCGCCAACAGCCGUCGCUCCGAAGAAGACAUCACUAAGCAGAUGGCACAAGAAAUCCAGAUGAUGUUGCGGCUUUUCGGUCUGCCGUACAUCACAGCUCCUAUGGAAGCCGAAGCUCAGUGCGCAGAGCUUGUUUCACGACGUCUGGUGGAUGGCAUCAUCACUGACGAUAGUGAUGUGUUCCUCUUCGGCGGUACAAGAAUCUACAAAAACAUGUUUAACAACAACAAGAUCGUCGAGUGCUUCCUCCUCUCCGACAUGCAGCGAGAGUUGGGACUCGACAGAGAGAAGCUCGUCCGCUUAGCUUACUACCUCGGAAGUGACUACACAGAGGGACUGGUCGGCGUCGGACCGGUCGUUGCGAUGGAGCUAUUGGCGUUGUUCCCAGGUGAAGACGGACUGCUCAAGUUCCGUGACUGGUGGAUGCGUGUACAGAUGGGACAAGAUACCGAGGAGCAUACCCGAGGUAAGACGAUGCGAAGGAUCAAGAAGAACCUUCGUAACAAGGUCCACCUCGAACCAUCCUGGCCAGAACCUGCCGUGCUCGAUGCAUACUACAAUCCUACGGUGGAUGAGAGCGACGAGCCUUUCGCUUGGGGUCUGCCGGAUCUCGACAGCUUGCGAACGUUUCUCGGAGAGUACCUGCACUGGCCAGUCACCAAGACCGACCAGUACCUGCUCCCUAUCAUUGAGCGUCAGAAUGUACGCAACCGAGCUCGAGGUAACCAGGCGACUCUCGACCGAAACGGGUUCUUCGACACUUCUGCAGGCACAGGCAUCUACGCGGGCAGGAAGAAGAUCACAUACGGCAGCAAUAGGUUGCAGGAGGUCAUCAAUGGCUUCAGAGCUGCUAACCGAGCCAACAAGGCAGGCGGAAAUGCUUCCGCUGCGAGACGGAAGCGUGGAGCUGAUAGCGAGACAAGUAGCAGCAGUGACGAUGACCAAGUACAGGUAGUCGGUGCUCGUAUGCAGACACCGAUGGUCUCAGAAGAGAUGCUAGGCAAAGAGAUGGCUAAGAAUAGGCCCAUCGUUCGACGUGAAGAUGCAGCCGGUGGUGGGGAUACGGAAGAUGAAGCUACGAGAGAAGCCAGACGUGCGGAGUUGGAUGCCGCGAUCGAGGCUCUGGAAGGUACUGCCCCUGCGGAAAAAUCCGGCACAGCGCCGGAUCAGGGUUCCGCCUCGAAACGGAAGAAGAUCGCUGCUCGCAAAGCAGCCGCCACCACUGCCUUCACCAAUGAAGAGGAUCUUUCGUCCUCGGCCAGUAGCUCUGCUGAUGAAGUCGAAGAGUCUCAGCCCACAGCUAAGACUGCGCGCACCGCGCCCGCCCGCGGCCGGGGCAGAGGACGUGGACGAGCUCGAGCUCGAGGCAAAGCAACAGCAGCAACCUCAUCCGCAUCAAUUAGGGAAACAGCAACUCGUGGAACAACAACUCGUGGAACAACAACUCGUGGAACAACAACUCGUGGAACAACAACUCGUGGAACAACAACUCGUGGAACAACAACUCGUGGAACAACAACUCGUGAAACGGCGACUCGUGGUCGCGGAGCAAGAGCAAAACUCCACGCAGCCCGAAACAUGUCUCUCGAUGACAUUCACACACUGCCAGAGAGUCGAAGCCCAAGUGUAGACCCAGGAACAUUGAGGGCGAGAAGCAGGAUGUCGAGUAGCGCUGUUAGCUCGUCUAAUCGGUCUACUCCGGCUAGGUGA
Messenger RNA from Ustilago hordei, 4779 nucleotides. RefSeq lists its product as uncharacterized. The record is from RefSeq and is a predicted model, not a curated record. The transcript has a single exon. Gene Ontology annotation, cellular component: nucleus. Gene Ontology annotation, molecular function: DNA endonuclease activity; single-stranded DNA binding. Gene Ontology annotation, biological process: nucleotide-excision repair. Bases 1 to 4779 code for a protein of 1592 amino acids. NCBI's taxonomy places the organism in Eukaryota, Fungi, Basidiomycota, Ustilaginomycetes, Ustilaginales, Ustilaginaceae.